This is a messenger RNA of Owenia fusiformis, 2480 nucleotides long. Lineage: Eukaryota; Metazoa; Annelida; Polychaeta; Sabellida; Oweniidae. The record is from the annotation of a GenBank genome assembly.
GACCAUGUUGUUUCACACAAGAACAAUGGAGUCCAAUCAGAGGAUAUGGCAGCUGAAAGUAAUGACACUACCUUUGGUCAAGGAUCAACAAACAUUAGUUUUGAUCCAUUAAAUGUACACGCAACCCCAAGAAACACUUCAAAAUUAGCUUCUGAUUUCAAUAAAUCAAAUUUUGAUAAGUCGCCAAGGAUUAAUGAAGACACUUUAGAUGACAUUGUUAGGGGUGAAUCAACACCCAGUGCUCCAAGGACUCAGAUGAAAGCUACAAUUGAAGAUGAUGAUGAUGAUGGUAUUGAAAUGGAUGAUGAUAAUACUGAUAAGAUAGAUGAUACUCAUAAAGUUGCAAUCAAUACUUCGCCACCAUUACGCCCUAGGAUACACGCAAGAGCACCAUCAGAAGGUACUAUAAGUAGAUUGGAAUCUUUAAACGUGUCCAAAGAUACCAACGAGCCAGAAUUGCCAAAGAAAGGACAUUUCAUGCCACACCCACCGAAAGGUGAAAAACGUUUUCGCGAUGGAGGUAAUUCAUCAGAUGAUGAAAGCACAUCAAGGUUACGAUUUAGGAAACAUAAAAUCAAAGAUAAACCGUCUAAUCUUGUUGAAAAUACAGCAGGUAAAACUAUUGAUGACUUAAUGGAGGUUGAUUCAAAGAUAAUUCCACUUCGAUCGAAAUUCACAUUGGAAAAUCCAGAAUCAAAUGAAAAAUUAAAAGAAAAUGAAACAACUAUAGAAAAUGUGAUGGAUUUAGAUGUAAAUGGUCAAUCUACACCAGGUAGGUCAAAAUUCUUGAAACCAAUCAACAAAGUAGGUCCUUUAAGUCAAGACAACAAAGAAGCAAAUGAAGAAACAAGGAAAACUCCUAUGGAUGUUGAUAUCGUGAUUGAAAAGCCAAAGUUUGACUUGGCUGCUUCAGAAAGUGACGAUGAAACUGAUGAAGAUAUUAAUGAAUCUGAUAUCGAGGCUGCUGCUCAAAUACAGAAUCAGUAUGAAGCAAUAGUUGCAUCAAAUGCUACAUCUACGCCAAAGAAUCCUCGGAAACAAUUAGAUAAUUCUGAUCUUAAUGAAAGACCAAAUAAACUCUCGCCAAUUAAAACACGUCCUACACCCCCACCGUUAGCAGCUGAUAUACAAUCAACUACGCUUAGGACUUCAUAUAAGACAGAUCAUAGCUAUAAAUUGAACUCAUCGGUAGAAAGGCCACAUUCAGCUUCUAUGAUGAGGAACUCAAGAAUGGAUACUCUGUCAGAGAGGUCAUUCCACUCCACCGGGGUGCUGCCAUUGAUCUCAACGCAACAAGCAAGAAAAAGCAACUACUUAAUGGGAAGUAUGAACAGUAGCAGUUCUCUCCUUGGCACAGAGGAACUUGAGAGAUAUUUCCCAGAUAGAAAACUGAGAGUUCUUGUUGGGACUUGGAACAUGAUGGAACUAAAGUCAAUAGAUGCGGAUAUAUCAGAUUUCAUCCUACCAGACACUUGUGAGUUUGUUCAAGAUCUUUACGUUAUCGGAACUCAAGAAAGUUUGUCAAAUAGUAAAGAAUGGGCCAUCAAGCUCCAGGAGACUAUUGGCCCAUCUCACGUGCUCAUCCACUCUGCUCAACUAGGCGUCCUCUACAUCAAUAUAUUCAUCAGGCGAGACCUCAUGUGGUUCUGUUCAGCUUUUGAAGAUGAUUCAAUUUCAACUCGGGCUGGCCCAUCAGGAAUUAAAACUAAAGGUGGCGUUGCAAUCUCAUUCAAUUUCUUCGGAACUUCACUAUUGUUUGUGUCUUCACAUUUUACUGCACAUGAUGGUAAAGUCAAGGAAAGGAUUAAGGAUUUCAACACAAUCUGUAGCACAUUGACACUCCCAAGGAAGGUGAUCAUCAACAAGAAUGCCCCCAGAGCUGAGGAUAUCACCGCAAGAUUUGACAAUGUCUUCUGGAUGGGUGACUUGAACUUUAGAUUGCAGUUGAAGAAGGAGCCAGUGAUUGCACUUGUCAAUGGUAUAACUUCUGAUGAGUUUCCAAACUUUGAGAGUUUGCUGUCCCAGGAUGAACUCACAAAGGCCAGGAAUGAUGACCUCAUAUUUCAACAUUUCCAAGAAGGCCGCAUCAACUUCAAGCCGACCUAUAAGUAUGAUGUGGGAACUGAUGAAUAUGAUUCAUCACCCAAAAUGAGAACACCUUCAUAUACAGACCGCAUAUUGUACAGGUCUAAGAAGAAGCAUGCGAUAAGCUGCCUUCACUAUGACUCCGCAAACAGUAUAAAGGUGUCUGACCAUAGACCGGUGUAUGGACUCUACGAGGUUUCCUUGAAGCCUGGGAUUGAUAGUAUACCCCUAUGUGCAGGCCAGUUUGACAGAGACAUCUAUGUAGAAGCAAUGCGCAGAAGAGCCACUCAUUUGGACACUAGGAAAAAAUCAUCAAAGAAUAGUUCUGUAUGCAGUAUCCAGUGAUCACAAAUGGCAUCCAAUGGUACAUUAUUAUACAAUAGUGCAUUGGUAUA